AUCCCGGCUCCCCCCUCUGCGCUGUGUCACUGGCGGAGGGCUCGGCCGUCGCUGCUCCCCUCGGCGGGGCCCCGUUGCAUUGCAGCCUGAGGAGUUGGAGCGGGGAGGCAGGACAACUACUUUCCUUACAUUGUUGGUGAGUUUGCAGCAAACUCCUCCGCCCGGGCCCCCGACCCCGCUGGAUCCGACUCUCCCCGGGGCCCCCGGAUCCCCUGCUCCCAGCCGGCCCAUCGCUCUCCUGCACAGGAUAUCACUGCGGGGCCCCCCAGCCUCCUCUUCCCAUCCCCAGGCGCUUGGCAUGAGUUAGCCAGCCAUGGACACCAAGCAUUUCCUGCCGCUGGGUGGCCAUACAUGUGCUGAGACCAUCAGGUGUAUGACCAGUUGCACCAUGGGAUACGAUUUUUCCACCCAGGUAAACGCCUCGUCCUUAAACUCCUCGGGCCUCCGCGGGUCUAUGACUGCCCCUCUGCUCCAUCCGUCCCUCGGCAACUCUGGGAUCAACAACUCCCUGGGUUCCCCCACUCAGCUCCACUCUCCUCUCAAUGGAAUGGGCCCGCCUUUCUCCGUUAUCAGCCCGCCCCUGGGGCCCUCCAUGCCCAUUCCAUCCACGCCCGGCCUCGGCUUUGGAACAGGCAGCCCUCAGAUCCAUUCCCCCAUGAACUCGGUCAGCAGCACAGAAGACAUCAAGCCUCCUCCGGGAAUCAACGGCAUCCUUAAAGUACCGGCCCAUCCCUCAGGACCUAUGGCCUCUUUCACCAAGCACAUCUGCGCCAUCUGCGGUGACAGAUCUUCAGGCAAACAUUACGGGGUUUACAGCUGCGAGGGCUGCAAGGGGUUUUUCAAGCGGACGGUGCGGAAGGACCUGACUUACACCUGCCGGGAUAGCAAGGACUGCAUGAUUGACAAGCGACAGCGGAACCGGUGCCAGUACUGCCGGUACCAGAAAUGUCUAGCGAUGGGCAUGAAGAGAGAAGGGAUGGAACACCAUCCAUCCCAGCAUUCCCGAGAUCUGCGAUGUCAGGCGGAACAAGCCGUCCAGGAGGAGAGACAGAGGGGGAAGGAACGAAACGAGAAUGAGGUGGAGAGUAGCAGCAGUGCCAACGAGGACAUGCCGGUGGAGAAGAUCCUUGAUGCAGAGCACGCGGUGGAACCAAAGACUGAGACAUACAUAGAGGCGAACAUGGGCCUCGCUCCCAACUCUCCCAGUGACCCUGUUACCAACAUUUGCCAAGCAGCAGACAAGCAACUCUUCACACUGGUUGAAUGGGCAAAGAGAAUCCCUCAUUUCUCCGAGCUGCCUCUGGACGACCAAGUUAUCCUACUUAGGGCAGGGUGGAACGAGCUCCUUAUUGCCUCAUUUUCACAUCGUUCAAUAGCUGUCAAAGAUGGAAUCCUCCUCGCCACGGGCCUUCAUGUACAUCGGAACAGCGCACACAGUGCAGGAGUCGGUGCAAUUUUUGAUAGGGUCCUCACAGAACUGGUAUCCAAAAUGAGAGACAUGCAGAUGGACAAAACAGAACUCGGUUGCUUACGAGCCAUUGUCCUCUUCAACCCAGACUCAAAAGGUCUCUCGAACCCCUCAGAGGUUGAGGCUCUCCGAGAGAAAGUCUAUGCAUCGUUAGAGGCCUACUGCAAACAGAAAUACCCCGAACAGCCCGGGAGGUUUGCGAAACUCCUCCUACGCCUGCCAGCUCUACGCUCCAUUGGUCUGAAAUGCCUGGAACACCUCUUCUUCUUCAAACUAAUAGGAGACACGCCCAUCGACACUUUCUUAAUGGAGAUGCUGGAAGCCCCUCACCAAAUGACUUAAGAAGAACGGAGAACCUUUUACCUUUUGUGCGUCGAGGGCUGUGGACUCCUCGUUGGAUGCCCUCAGGGACACUUUUGGUCUCCUGGACGCCUACAGAGAAAAAAAGAAACCCGACACGUCCAAGAGACCCCCUAUCUCUAAGUCACAUCUGCGCCUUUACUCCACCCACAGAGCUAGGGAAAAAGCUCUAGCGGAGCAGCAACGGACAUCAGGGAUGUGCUCAGAGUGGGCUCCUCCCACCGUAUUUGUCUCUUUAAGAGAGAUGGCUUGGUUUGUCGCUGCUGAGGCUUCAGUUGUUGAUAUCGUUUGGCUCCUCGGUUCCCCCCCAGUCCCCGUCCAAACACCAGCACCUGGAGUCGAGAUGAAUUCGCACAGAUCGUGGAGAGUGAAUGUAUUUCUUUUUUUCUAUGUUCAACAAGUCGGCCGGAGACUUCUCUUUCUGGACUCCUGGCGAUGGGCAAAGUUGCCACUAGAUCGAGAACAAGGAUAAGAGCCGCGACGGUGGUGAAUAUACAGAGUUAUGCCAUACUUGACUUUAGGCCUUAAUAAUCGAAGAACAAAAACCCAUCUCAGAACAGAGCUUACCUUUUUAUUUCUUCUUCUCUUCACAAGCGGGCUUUAUACUAUGACGGAUAUGGCCAUAGAACUGGACUUUUUUUAUUCUGUGGUAUCAACGCUAAAGAGCGUGAAGGUAGCUCCACUGCCUCCUUCAUCACGUAGAGGCAGAGAUGUUGGAUCUGCAGUCCAGCAGCUGUUGUGGAACUCUGUUCUAAUGGGGCUGAAGUUCAACAGCAGCUCCUGGAAGGGCAUUUGGACAACCCUGCCGUUAGGACCGCCAUUGGGUGAUUGUCUAAGGCGCUUUAGAUCAAGGCACUACAGAAGUACUUUGUCGUCAUGUACUUUACAAACAAAAGCUAAAAGCCAUGACUAGGAUUUGCCGUUUCUUUGAGAAACAUCUAGAUAAUCAAUGUGGUCCUUCUGGGUUCCACCGUCUAGGUUCCACCUGGUUUAUGCUACAAGUUGUCUCUAGAGAGUCGUUUUGGGUUGAUAGUAGAGAUGGACGCAGAGGGGGCAGCAAAUCCAAGUCGUUUUGUUCAGGUUUAGAAAGUGUAAAAAGUUUUAUUGAAUUUGUUCCCUAACCUAAGGGUUACCGCUACAGAGUUCUGAAGGAGAUCUUCAUGUCCAAGGGUGGUUUGGUGGAGUCAAGUUCCUUUACAUACUUAGUUAAGAUCUUUGGGGUCUAUAUGAAAAGUUUUAUUGAAUUUGCUCCCUGACCUAAGGGUAACCGCUACAGAGUUCUGAAGGAGAUCUUCAUGUCCAAGGGUGGUUUGGUGGAGUUAAGUUCCUUUACAUACUUAGUUAAGAUCUUUGGGGUCUAUAUGAAAAGUUUUUAUUGAAUUUGCUCCCUGACCUAAGGGUUACCGCUACAGAGUUCUGAAAGAGAUCUUAAUGUCCAAGAGUGGUUUGGUGGAGUCAAGUUCCUUUACAUAGUUAGUUAUGAUCUUUAUGGUCUAUAUGAAGGCUACAGGGGGCAAACAGGGUGUCUGAUACCCUUCCACCCACAAACUUUAUGCUCCUGUGAGAAAGUAGAUGCUCCUACAAAUUGAACAUCCUACAGAGGAACCAGAUGUUCCACCUUAUGGGGCCUCUACUGAUAAUCAUAAAAAUGUAGUGGCCUCUACUCUUUAACAAUCUACCAUAGCCUUUAUCGGACACUACUACUGGCCAUCUUCAGUAAGGACCUCCUACUAAUAGCCAUGUCCUGGGUACAUUAUGGGAGACCUCGUCACAUCAAACUGCAGAUGUAGAAGGAAGUCAGUCCUUGCCUAAGACAAAUGGACAUCCUGGUGUCAAAAAUGACCUUCUGACUGCAGCCAUAGGGAGGUUUUUUUACACCUUCAGAACAUCUCCUAUCCAAGUUUAGCUUUUAGCAGGCCAUGCAUGUAGGGAUAAAAUCAUUAGGUAUGGUUUUUUGGUGGUCCGACAGUUCUGGUUGAUAUCUACGUACAAUGGAUAUCGAUUGGGUUGUUGAAUGGCCAAGUCGGCCCAUGGAUGGUGGAACCAAAGCUUAUUGGCCUGAAAGAUUGGAACCAGUCUUUGGUGGCCAUGUUGUGUUUAAUAUAAUAUGCAUCAUGAGGUCCUCUGCCCGUUGAGUUGGAUACCAGACAGGAUUGGCCAGUCUAUGGCCGCUUGUAGAUUCCCAAAUUAUUGCAUCCAAGAUUUUUUCUCCUCCAGGCCCAGCCAAGGUCUGUAGCCACCAAUUCCACCAUUCAGGCUACAGGAGCCCCCAGUUUUUGUCAGUGGAGCUCCAGAAACCCCCGAGCGGUAUAUAGUAAGAUCUUAUCACAAGGCGGGGCUCUAAGCUCCACCCGUUUCCCCCGUCGGAAACGGAAUUACUAGUGAACAUUAUCACAGGGAACCUUAUAGAAGCUAUCUUGUACUUUUUUAUUUUUUAUUUUACAGGGUAGGUCCGUGCAAACUUUACAUUAGUUGAGUUAUUUGGCCUUUUUUUGUUUUCUUGUAAAGCAUCAAUGGUAUAUGUAUAUUUUCCAAAGAUAUUUGUUCUCUUUCUCUCUCUCUUGCUCUUGGCCUGUUCUGUGAAAAGAGCGAGCGAAUUGGAAUCUGAGCCAACGCUUAUUGCACGCUUCCGUGAAGCUUUUUUUUUUUUUUUUUUUAAUUUCUCCUCUCUCGCCUGCGAUUGGUCAAGCGCUAUUAUUGCCAUCGUUAUACCUCUUCUGUAAAUCUCGGUUUCUACGUCUCGAACGGCAGAUCACACUCGCUUUUUUUUGUUUUGUUUUUUUUAACGGAUAGUCUAGUGAAGCCAAUCAGCUUGCAGUGGGAGGUUUCGGCCUCGGCGAUCAGUUGAUUUUUAUUGGAGGGUUGACGAUGUCCAAUCAAAAUUGUUGUUAAAUUGUAAUGCAGCUGUUGGUGCCGGCACGUUGGUAACUCCUAAAGCAGCCGUAUCUCUUGGGGGUGAUGAAGGGGGUAUGAGGGUGAUGAAGAUGAUGGUACAGUCAGUGAAAGCCAAAGAUCACAAGGAAUUUGGCAUCAUUUCAUUGAAUUAUGGGAAAUUCCAUUGGAAGAGGAUCAGUAAUAGCACUUUUGAAUCACAAAUAUAAGGACAAAUGUGAAGCCUUAGUUCGGAGGUGGUAAAAAUGGCCCCCGGACAUUGACACAAGAUGUAGUGAAGGCCAUAAUGCUAAGCCCAAGGGCCUUCACGACAAGACGUAGUGAAGGCCCUUGGGCUUAGCGUUAUGGUCUAAGGUUAAGUCCAAGUUCAGGCCAAUUCAUGGCCAAUUUCUACGUUGUCUUGGCUUUCCUCCACCGUUGGAUUGUGGUGGUUCAGGAUCUUCAACAGGUUCAAGUAGUUCUACUCUUAAUCACUACUGUUCAGUUAGGAUGGAGGUGGUAAUAAUGGCCCCCGACGUUGACACAAGACAUAGUUAAGGCCCUUGGGUUUAGCCAUGGCCAAUUUCUACGUUGUCUUGGCUUUCCUCCACCGAUGGAUUGUGGUGGUUCAGGAUCUUCAACAGGUUCAAGUAGUUCUACUCUUAAUCACUACUGUUCAGUUAGGGUGGAGGUGGUAAAAAUGGCCCCCGGACAUUGACACAAGACGUAGUGAAGGCCCUUGGGCUUAGCAUUAUGUCUAAGGUUAAGUUCAAUUCCAGGCCAUGGCCAAUUCCUACGUCAUCUUGGCUUUCCUCCACUGAUGGAUUGUGGUGGUUCAGGAUCUUCAAAAGGUUCAAGUAGUUCUAUUUUUAAUUAGAAAAUGCACUGUUGAGUAGGAAAACGUACUUUUUUUGGUUUUGGUUGGCCUUGAAAAUCUAUUUAAACCUCUCUGAAUAUUGUUUUACCAAGUGCCUGUGUGGCUACGUACUUUAUUGGGGAAUUGAGUUGAGUUUCAGCCAUAUUAGUAGCCGAGGGGGGGAGGAGUUUUGGUUCCUAGAAGAUGAGAAUUAGGAGUAUGUCCUAUGAGUGACUUUGAUCAGUCAAAAACACCAGCAUUUUUAGGUUUCAUGUUCUCAAAUCUGCAGAAUUGGGUGAAACCUGAAAAAGAAAGGCCUCUCCCUUAUAGAUAAACCCAAUGUUGUGUAGAAUCAGUGAUGGUUUCUCUGCAAAGAUCACCAAUGAUGAGCGGUGGAGAUGCCGGGACCCCACCGGACCCUAAGAAAGAACCAUGGGUAAAUGCAGAUGACUUGGUGUUUCCUUAGGUCUAAACCUGACUGGGAGAACCCAAUGUUGUGUAGAAUCAGUGAUGGUUUCUCUGCAAAGAUCACCAAUGAUGAGCGGUGGAGAUGCCGGGACCCCACCGGACCCUCAGAAAGAACCGUGGGUAAAUGCAGAUGACUUGGUCUUUCCUUAGCUCUAAACUUGAGUAGGAGAAACAUCCAAAAGCAAAAAGAUGUCAUCAUCUGUCCACCCCCCGCCAUUUUACUGAGUAGGCCCACCCCCAAAGAGCGACAGAUAUCUGAUUCGCUGUACGAUAGAGUUACUUCCUGAAAAGUAGCAUUUUCGCCAAUCAGACCAACACAAAGCCCCACCACCACCUACUACUACUAGUGCCUUAACUUACUCAUCACCCCCAACAGAAGGUUUCCCUCCUCCGUACCUAGCGAGGCAAUACUAACGGUCUCUUAGUGCCUUACUGCAUGCACCAAAAACACCAUUUUACAUGUGACCAGCAUGGCAUUAUGGGUAAGUGCCAGUCACCCCGACCCCAUUUGUGCAAUUUCAAGAGAAGCAAUGAUGGAAACCCGCAGGGAUAAGUGAAAUUCUAAUACCACCGUUCCUAAGGACCACUCACACUUCUACCAAAACUCCGCCUACAGAGGAUUAGUCUUUAUGUUAGUGGUCCAAGAGGCCUUGUGGUAGCCCCAUUCCUACCUUGCUUCUUGGGUGGGUGAUAAUAAUGCAACUUGAAUGCCCAACAUUGACCAAGGUCCUCUCCAAACCCUUAUCCUCUACUGCUAUAAAUAAAUACCAAACUGCCCUCCCUAUCACCAUUGGUACGUUCCUAGUCCAGUCAAUGCAUUUACCAACGGAUCUUGUCCUCAUCCUCAUAUUUCCCAUACUUCCUUAAGGUCUUUCAGUCUCUGGAACAUCAUCGCUCAGCCCCCACUACCUGCUGUUCAUUUCGGCCAACUAACAGUUGGUGAGACUAGAAAAGAGUCAUCGGACGUUUCUCUGGUCAGUUCUGAGCAUCGCGAGACUUUCCUCUGCCCGCUCUCUUAAAUUUUUUAAAAUGAACACCAGGUGGCGCUGUUGCUUCAAACUCAUAUCAACAUUAUAAGAAACUGCUAAUAUCUUGAAAACGAGAGUGUUUGACAUGAAUUUGGUUCGAGGGUUUACGUUUCCAUUGAUUUGAUUGUGAUCAGGUUGGUUUGACCCACAUUGGUGGUCUCGGAGGUUUAGGCAGUCAAACCAAGUGCUUUAGAAGCUCUUACUGGAAUGGGAUCCGCCCCCAAAAAGUGGGGGUGAACCAAAUCGUUCAUCAAAUCAGAUUUGGAGAUAUAUCUUCAAUAUUCGUAGGCCAAGGGUUGGACCAUAAGGGCGGCCAACCAUAGGGAAAGGCCAAGUGCAUCUGUUUUGAGAUGUUUUAUGGCCGCGGAUAGAGAUUUAUUGGCAUCGGGGACGGAGAGACCUUGUUGUAUUGUGCUCGUGAUACGGUGAAAAAUUAUCUAUGAAAAAAAGAAUAAAAAAAAAUUAUCAGAAAGGGUAAAAAAAAAAAGUAAAAAAAAAUCAAAAAAUCUAUUGUAUCAGCGAAAUAAAGAAAAUCUAUUUUUGUAUGGAAGAAAGUUUAUCCCUUUUAUUGCAGGUUUUUGUAAUCACUUUCCAUUGUAUUCUCCAUAAACACUCAGUGGCGCCAAGUGGGGGCGGGGCUGUCAUCAUAAUGCCCUCGACGCAGGAGGCGGGGCCAGUGGGGCAAAAUUCUUGGAUAAUGUGGGCCCAAUAGUCGCCCUUUUUGGAAAACCCCAAGUCCAACAUCUUAUCCUAUAUGGCGAAAUGCUAUUGGGUAUUUUCAGCCCCAUUCAGAGGGGGUAAAAGGGGUAAAACCCCCCCCGGCGGAAGGCUUUGAUGAUACCCCCCCCCCAUGGCUGCAGUAUUACCCCAUGAUAGAAGGAAAGGUGAGGGGCUACGUAUUUAUAUACCCCUUCAUUGUUCAUGGCAGCUAGGCGGUAAAAAAAAAACAAAAAUAGCAGAGACUCCGCCCACCAGGGUUUGAAAAGCAACCAAUCAGCUGCGUCGAUGUAACUGCCUCCCCCGCUCGGCUCUGUUUUUACUGUGAAUCACUUCUGCACGCGUCGACUUUCGAGGCGCAAAACAAGCGCGUUGGGAACCUGAGUAUUUUUUUUUGUUUUUCUGGAUGAAUAACGGUAUUAGAAUUGUAAAGGAAACUCAGCGUUUUUAAAUAUAAUUCCAAGUUCAAGUCG
This is a messenger RNA of Xenopus tropicalis (tropical clawed frog), 8241 nucleotides long. It is a transcript of the gene rxra, whose product is annotated as retinoid X receptor alpha. The record is from RefSeq and is a predicted model, not a curated record. Gene Ontology annotation, molecular function: DNA-binding transcription factor activity; DNA binding; sequence-specific DNA binding. Bases 314 to 1810 code for a protein of 498 amino acids. NCBI's taxonomy places the organism in Eukaryota, Metazoa, Chordata, Amphibia, Anura, Pipidae. Gene Ontology annotation, biological process: nuclear receptor-mediated steroid hormone signaling pathway; DNA-templated transcription; regulation of DNA-templated transcription. The transcript has 12 exons. Gene Ontology annotation, cellular component: nucleus.